UUUUAUUCAAGGAUACCAGCCUGCAUACUAAUAAUAAGUUUACAUCUCAUUUAUGUCAUCAUUUAUCUGGAGAAUAACUUCCAGUUGACAGGACCGUUUCAAUAGCAGGCCUUUUGAUAUUUUUUCUAAUUCAUAGUUUACAUUCAAGUUUUCAUGAUGCCUGAGGUUGUAUCCAGAAGGUUUGUGAUUCGGCAGCCACCACCUUCAACAAGUGUCAUUCACAGUAAGAAAGUGGUCGUAUGUUCGGUAAUAUUUGCUAUCCUGGCAGUCUUAACGGCUGUUAUCGUCAUACCGAUGAGUUUUUCAUAUCUGGAAUACUAUGAAUAUGGGUUCAAGCAGCAGAAAAGUACCGGUAAAGUAUGGCUUGAGAACAUUUACACUGGGAAAAGGUAUUUUCUCGGUCCGGACUACAAUUUCCUCGUGUACCCUGCAGACUCACAGCCGCUUGAUCUGAUUAAGAUUGACGUAUUUACUAAAGACAAACUAGAGGUGGCACUAAGUGCCCACAUGCAGUAUUUCUUGAGAAAAGAUGAACUGACACUACUGCAUAAAACCUUCAAUGUUUAUUUCGAUGAUGUUAUGAAAACCAGUGCUGUGGACGCACUAAAGGGUGCAAUACCAAUAUUCACUACACGGGAGCUAAUCCAGAAUCGUUCUUCCGUGGAAAAGGUGCUUCAUAGUGCAGUCAGACAACGACUCGGUGGAGAAUGUUGUAGGCCGGACUGCAGUCAAUAUGGCCAAGCAUGCCCCGAGGGCUGUAAACCAGUUCCGCUGUGUACUGAUAAGGACAAAGGGCUACAUGCCGACGUGGUACAUUUUCAGCUAGGGAAAUACUACAUCCCAUCUCCUGUGGAAACGCGCUAUAUGGAAGCUCUUGUACUACAAGAGACGACGCUUCGAGAACAAUUGCUACAAAAUGCUUCAGUUGUCAGAAAGGAAACUCAAGCAAUAGUCAAGGAAAUUAAGAACCAAGCGAGAGAAAUAACGUCAAAUGCUACAGCGAAGGCUAAUUUAAUAACACGAGUUGCAAACGCAGACUACAGGAAAUCAAUAGAAGAGGCUCGAAUUAUUGGUCUUGCAAGGUGUUUAAGUUCGCUUAAUAUUACAGACGAAGAGAAGAAGAUCAGCUUUGACUAUCUUCGUGCGCUGCUGGACAACGGCAAAGUGAGACUGAAUAUCAAUUUUGACCAACUGAUUGCCGGCAAACUUUAGAAAUGAAAUAAAAGUCCUCUAUAAUAAACUAGAAUGAUUAAUAUGUACGUGAUCGCACAUAAAAAGGACCAAGCCUUGUCCAGGAGCAAUAAGAUUUAAGACCUUUCUGACCUCUUUGAUGAUUGGACAGUGAAUUAUGUGUGCUAUCAACAACACUGUUUAGUUGUGAUAUAUACAUACAUCAAGUUAAAACAAAACUAUUGCCAAGCAAACAAAGUCCCCUGUCGGAUUAAGUUUUUGUUGCGUAAUAGAUGUUCCAAAAUGGAGACAAGCGUUUUCUUUAGGCAAACUAUCUGCCGUCUAAGUUCCAUUAACGUAAAGGCCGUGCUAAAAUUGUGAUCUCUAUUAGGUUUACAGUAAAUUUAUGACCUCUAGUGUGUUUACAGAAGUUUUUUGACGGAAGAUGGACGCCAGACUAACCACUAUACUUAACAGCUCAACCAGAACGUCGAGUACAUGUGAGCUAAAGUGGACUCCUUUUGUUUCAUUUAAAUAUCUAUCAUUCUUUUCAAGUUAUCGCAGGUUUGCUAAUAGAUAGACGGAUGAAGGACAGUCAUUUACUCCAAACUUAUUUUCAGCCGGUAGGGGACUAAUAAAGUUGAAUUAAUGGUAACAAAGUUAGUGCUCAAACCGCUAAAAGGUCGAGUCCUAAUAAAAGAAAUUGUCUUAGUCACAUGAAAGAUUUUUUCCAACACAAAGACUAUAAUUACAUCAUUUCAAGAAGCCACUUGUAUCAGUCUAAAGAGGGUCUUAUUGUAUCGUAUACUACUUUAUAAAGUCUUUUAUAUUUUGUUAUGUUUGAAAAGUAUAGAAAGGUCUUUUAAAAUCUCUAAGCAGAUAAAAAGAAUAGUAAUCAUAACCCUUAUGACUACGGAAAAUGAGAAAAUAAACUGUUCUUCGUAUAUUUGUGCUGAACCUCUUAAAUGUUACUUACAUAAAUGUAUUUUCUAAAUAUAUAACUUUUAAAUGGU
Mercenaria mercenaria is the source of this 2183-nucleotide messenger RNA. RefSeq lists its product as uncharacterized. The transcript has 7 exons. The coding region runs from base 154 to 1212 and encodes 352 amino acids. Lineage: Eukaryota; Metazoa; Mollusca; Bivalvia; Venerida; Veneridae. The record is from RefSeq and is a predicted model, not a curated record.